This is a messenger RNA of Balaenoptera acutorostrata (minke whale), 1155 nucleotides long. Its product is annotated as capZ-interacting protein-like. Gene Ontology annotation, molecular function: retromer complex binding; phosphatidylinositol phosphate binding; actin filament binding. The record is from RefSeq and is a predicted model, not a curated record. Lineage: Eukaryota; Metazoa; Chordata; Mammalia; Artiodactyla; Balaenopteridae. Gene Ontology annotation, cellular component: early endosome; WASH complex. Gene Ontology annotation, biological process: protein localization to endosome; skeletal muscle contraction; retrograde transport, endosome to Golgi.
UGGCACCUGGAGGACAUGGAGGAAAGGCCGGCAGAGACCAACGCCAGUGUGGACGACUCGGCGCCCCCCUCGGUGGCCCUGGCCGAGCGAUUCAGGGAGCAGGCAGCCGCUGCAAAGGAGACACCAGCCAGUAAACCAACAAGAAGGAAACUGCCCUGCUCCCUCUCUCUGUUCCUCCCCAGGGUAGAACUGGGCCAGAAUGGUGAAGAGAAGUCACCGCCCAAUGCAAACCACCCUCCUAAAGUCAAGGUGAAGAGCUCGCCUCUGAUCGAGAAGCUCCAGGCCAGUUUAGCCUUUGAUCCAGCGGCCCUGCUGCCUGGGGCCUCACCCAAGAGUCCCGGACUCAAGGCCAUGGUAUCACCAUUUCACAGCCAGCUUUCUACCCCCAGCAGCCCUGGCGUGUGGUCUCAGGCCAGCGAGCCAGAGGAGGUGCCCGUCAGCUUUGACCAGCCUCCUGAAGGCAGUCAUCUGCCCUCUUACAGUAAGGUGCAGACGAGGGGCUCCAUAAAAAGGUGCCCUCCCUCCAGGCGAUUCAGAAGGCCCCAGUCGGAUUGUGGGGACCUGGGGGAGCUCAGGGCCGUGGAGUCCUCCCAGGAGGAUGGUGCCAAGGAAGAGAAUGGGGACGAGGUGUUCCCAGCCAAGAGCAAGACUCCAGGAUCCCCUCCUCUGAGGAGGACGCCCAGCAGGACAGAGAAGCAGGAGGAGAAGGGAAGGGCCUCGGGGGUAGCCCAGCAGCACGAAACGGCCAUGGGGAACUCCGAGGAGGGGGCUAGCCAGCGUCCAGCCCAAGCCUCCAGCCUAGAGGCAGAGGAUGGGUGUGGGAGCCGCACGGAGGAGAAACCGGCUGAAGAGCAGAUGGAAGAGCCUACAGAGGUGAAGGAGAGGGUGGCCAGUGAAGAGGAGGAGCCCGGACAGAGGAGCCAAGACACAGAGGGGCUGGAGGAGGGAGCUGUGGGGGAGGAGACCCCCCCACAGCAUCCUGGAGGAGGGGAGGGCGACCACAGUCCUGAGCAGGGGACCGGCAAGGAAAAGCAAGAUGAGGGGGCCGUCCUCAAGCCAGGCUGUGACCCUGGCACUGUCCAUGCCCAGCUGGACACUAGCAGUGAGGUCCCCAAGACAGAGGAUAACACCCCUGUCCAGGGCACUAAAAGAUGA